This is a messenger RNA of Mercenaria mercenaria, 3381 nucleotides long. RefSeq lists its product as uncharacterized. Gene Ontology annotation, biological process: proteolysis. Bases 1 to 3381 code for a protein of 1126 amino acids. Lineage: Eukaryota; Metazoa; Mollusca; Bivalvia; Venerida; Veneridae. Gene Ontology annotation, molecular function: nucleic acid binding; aspartic-type endopeptidase activity. The transcript is spliced from 3 exons. The record is from RefSeq and is a predicted model, not a curated record.
AUGCAUCUUGAAAUACAGAAAGGCUCAGGCAACAAGUGGACAUUAACUAAGCUUUGCGAAUUGCUCCGACAGUAUAUUGUGUCAAAAGAAAAGUCGGACAAACCCAAACCAGUCAACGCUAAUUUUAUACCUAGUCGAAGAGUGAGACCACAAUUUCAGAAAUCAACAAAUACCUUUAAAGGCUUCAGGGGACCCCCAACAGCAAAUACCACUGCUGGAGCUUUGACUGCAUAUGUAAAGAAAGAGUCUACUUCUCCCCAACAACAUCAGAAGAAAACCUGUAGAUUCUGUAGUAAGAAUCAUUGGAGUGACGAAUGUCCACGAAGUUUGUGGCCAGUGAAAUUUAGAAAGGCACCUAUUCAUGAAAGUGUUAAUUUAUUAGAAGAAAGAGCAUGCGUGUCUGAAGAAAGUGUAGAAACAAGAGAAAUUCCCAUUAAUUCAACAGAUGGUGGUGUUUGUAAUGAAAGUGCAUUAUUAUCAUCAAAUGAAAUAGUGAUGAUGCAAACAUCGCGCACUGAAAUUUGGGACACAGAAGGUUUUAAUAAAGAAAAUGUAAGAAUUCUUUUAGAUUCCGGAUCGCAAAGAACGUACAUUACAAAGCGACUGGCAACAUCCCUGAAUCUAAAGAGGACAAAUGAACAAGAGAUUCGUCUGGUUACGUUUGGUAGCGACAAAUCUAAGGUGAUAAAGACAAUGUCUACAAAGUUAAAUGUUCGGUUGAAGGAUGGACACGAUUACACAAUAACAGCAAAUAUAGUUCCAACAAUUACAGGAAGCAUUCAAAGGAAACCAGUACGUAUAUCGGAUAGAGACAACUUCAGGUCGUUGAUAAAGAACCUUAGUCUAGCGGACGAUAUACCUACUGAAGAAUACACAGACUUAAUUGAAUUAUUGUUGGGAAAUGUUUAUUACCUGGAUAUAGUAUUAGGACAUAAAAUAGAGAUUCAGCUAGGACUUUAUCUCUUGUCGUCAAAACUAGGUUGGAUUCUUUCUGGAAGAACAAAUGAGAUAGAUGAUAACGUGAGUGAUACAAACUUGUUAAUAUUAUCAUAUGGCAAUAACAUUACAAAGACGCGAGUGUUUACGAACGUUGACAAAUGUGUUCCAAAAACACCUGACAUCGAGGACUUUUGGAACAUAGAAACAAUAAGAUUAAAAGAUACCACCAACGUAAGAUCUGAAGAUGAUCAAGCGAUGGAAGACUUCAAGGAAAACCUUUUGUUCAAGGAUAACAGAUACCAUGUUACAUGGCCUUGGAAAAUCGACCAUCAAGAAGUUCCGGAAAAUCGUCCUCUUGCCUUUGGACGAUUAAAGUCAUUAGUAUCGAGGUUCAAAGAUAAACCAGAUGUGUUGCAGAAGUAUGAUUCUGUUAUACAAGAUCAACUUGAAAAGGGAAUCAUAGAAAAAGUUGCGACCUCUGAAAAGAAUGGACUGACCCAUUAUUUACCUCAUCAUGCAGUGAUCAAACCUGGCAAGUCAACAACAAAGUUGAGAAUAGUGUAUGACGCAUCAGCAAAAACAAAGAUUGAGAAUAGCAGUUUGAACGACUGUCUCUACAGAGGACCCGUGCUGCUAAACGAUCUCUUACAGAAAGAUCAAAGAGAUGUCACGCGAUUCUUAUGGCUAAAGGAUUUAGAAAACCCAGAAGUAACACAAAAUCAAAUACAAGUUUACCGCUUCUGUCGCGUGCCCUUUGGAGUUGUAUCAAGCCCAUUCUUAUUAGGAGCAACAAUUGAUUAUCACUUGGAGAGUUACAACAAUGAUGUCGCUAAACAACUGAAACAGCAUAUUUAUAUGGACAAUGUUGUAACGGGAACAGACACCAUUGACGCUGCGAAAGAUUUGUAUACUAUGUCCAAAGGAGUUUUCGAAGAUGCAAGCAUGAAUCUUCGUGAGUGGGCAUCUAAUAAUAGAGAACCGGAAGAAAAUUUUUCAGAUGAACACAGAGCUAAAGAAAAUGUGAUGAAAGUGUUAGGUCUCGAAUGGAGCAGAGAAACAGAUACAUUGGCGAUACAAAAAGUGCAUUUAUCAAGUGCUCAAAGUGUUACAAAACGUUUUAUUCUGAGCAAAAUUGCAUCUGUGUUUGUCCCUCUAGGUAUAUUUGCACCUGUUACGCUUAGAGGAAAACUAAUCAUUCAAACUCUGUGGAAGAAAAAGAUUGGAUGGGACCAAAAAGUUGACGGUCAAGAUCUCAUUAUGUGGCACGAAAUACAAAGAGAUCUUAGCAAAAUCAGUGGACAUGAAAUACCACGAUGUAUUGUAAGUGGAGGUGAUAACAGGAAUAUUCUUUUGUGUUUCUAUGAUGCUUCUACCAAAGCAUAUGCCACAAUUGUGUAUAUGAUGCAUAAAGGUGACUUGGAGCAACACAUAGAAUUGAUGUUUUCAAAGGCUCGACUUGCCCCAACUACUAACAUUAGUAUUCCACGACUUGAACUAAUGGCUGUACUGAUAGGAGUACGAUGUUUAACCUUUGUACAAGAUCAAAUGAAGAUGCAAAUUGAUGAAGUUCAUCUGUUCACAGAUUCUCAGUGUGCAUUUAAAUGGAUUAUGUCAACAAAACAGCUUCCAGUGUUUGUUAAAAAUAGGGUCAAAGAAAUAAAGGAACACAAGAAUAUCAUCUUCCAUUAUGUGAAGUCUAAUGACAAUCCUGCUGAUAUAGCCAGUCGAGGUUGUUCAACAGAAGAUCUUGUGAAAAGUUAUUCAUCGUGGCAUGGUCCCGAGUGGCUUUUGCAUGAUAUUUCCAAAUGGCCAGUAUUAGACCAGUUGUCUAAUACUGAAGAUGAUGAGACUAACAAACCAAAGAUCAUCGAAAACGAUGAGAAAGAAAACAACAUCAGUGAAAAUUUGAGUUUUUCAGCGUUUGGAGCAAUUAACGAUUGUUUUCCAACAUCUGUCCCAUUUGGGAUAAAUCCAAUGAAAUAUUCUUCGGUGACGAAAUUGUUACGUGUCACAGCAUAUGUGAGAAGAUUCAUAGGUAAAAUGAAAAAAGAAAAAUACAGUUCACAAAGUCUCACUUCAAAAGAAAUUCAAGAAGCUGAAGGUAUGUGGAUUAAACAUGUGCAACAUACGAAUUUUUCUGAAGUGUAUGAAUUCCUCAUCGGAAAGAAAAAAUGCAAUCUGCAAUUGCAACUUGGUGUGUUCAUCGAUAAUAAUGGUCUUUUAAGAUUUAAAGGCCGUUUAGAGAAUGCCAGUUUAACGGAGUCUGCAAGAAAUCCGUUACUACUACCACGCGAAGACUCUUUCACAGUGUUAAUCGUAGAAAGGGAACAUAAACGUUUGUUUCAUUCAGGUGUCUCUCAAACUCUAAGUCAACUUAGAUAUCGUUAUUGGAUCCCUAGUGCGGAAAGUUCUUCGUCAGUGUUUAGUGUGUCGUCGAGUUGA